This is a messenger RNA of Colletotrichum paranaense, 2700 nucleotides long. RefSeq lists its product as uncharacterized. Gene Ontology annotation, biological process: transmembrane transport. Lineage: Eukaryota; Fungi; Ascomycota; Sordariomycetes; Glomerellales; Glomerellaceae. The record is from RefSeq and is a predicted model, not a curated record. Gene Ontology annotation, molecular function: transmembrane transporter activity. The transcript has a single exon. Gene Ontology annotation, cellular component: plasma membrane. Bases 1 to 2700 code for a protein of 899 amino acids.
AUGUCUAAGGCCACAAGGACUCGGUCUCUGACGCCACCGACCGAAGUCCAGCGGCUGACGGACCCCAGAACGUCGACUUACAAGCAAACGGCUCUGCGACGCUACAAUUCCGCAGAAAAGCUUGGCAGCAGACCUCGUAGUGUCAGUUCUCGAUCUUCAGAUUCGCCGCCGACCACUUUCCGACUCGGUUUCUGCUGCCCCUCACAGGCCGAGCUUGCACUGAAUCCCAAACCAAAGGAGGAGAAGCCUGCGAUGUUAUCCAACUUCUUCCAUCCGACCAAAGAUAUCGUACAUCGAAAUCGAGAGCCAUCCAACGCAACCAGAGGAGACUUCGAGGACACACCUCUUCCUAGCGCUCGACCUUCUAUGAUGGACAUAUCCCUGAAGAAAACCGAAAAGGACGUCGCUUCAAGCUUUUCUUCGGCGAAAAGUUGUAAAUUUCGACAUGCACUCCUCAAGACCGCUUCCGGGCGCCCCUUGUUGGUUGACGAAGAUUUACCCGUGCCCCCGGUCCUUAGUCGACAAGUCAGCGAAAGCCAAUUGCAGAACCCACGAGAAGACAUAAAAAGCUUUGAGAACAAGGCAAAGAUUGCCAUUCCAUCGAGAAAGUACUCGCCUUCCCAGUUGCAAGACAAUCCUGUACCUACAGUCAGUCAACGUCUCAUGGAGACCACGACCAACGUCGACCCUUACUUUCCCCGGGAAACCAUCUGCGUUGACCCUCUGAUCCAUCCGGAUGAGUCACAUACUAAGGUUCACCACCGUGGUAUUCUCAAAGGUGCUGACUUCUGCGACACCGGUGUUCCUGGGCAACCUGUUCCACAGCAACUUGAGAACAGGACUUCUAGCUCUUUUUCUUCUUCUUCGUCAUCUCCCUCUUCGGAGGCUGAAAUUGUUCUUGCCAAGGUGCGCAGAGCUAUGACUGGAGAUGAUCUUUGUCUCUCUACAGUCAAAGUCACCGUCCCAAAGCACGAUGGACACAGUCAUGCCAUGAAAGUUCGGCCAGCGUUCAAUUUACCAACAUUUGAGUACCCCAAUAUAGGUCGCCAACAGCAAUCUCCUCCUGGAGUCUCCAAGGUCCGGCCGUUUGACCCAGCCAAGGAACAUUUGUUGCCCGAAGGGGAUAUCAAUGGACCGACAGAAAUCGAAAUCAAAGAGAGCAAGGACAAGCUAACCAAUAUCCCGGUCUCCAAAGUCCGACCCUUUGCCCAGGAACCCCCUGAGCUGAAUCAUCAUGCUGGACAUCAAAGAGUGUCAAAAGUUCGACCCUUCAGUGACGAAUCUGAUAACGGCAACCAAAAAGACGAGGAUGCCUAUUUUGCUGUCGGAUCAGAUGAGUCGGCAACCGAGGGGCCCGGCAGAGUCACUAAGCCACGUUUGGAGAGUACAACUCGCUCCCGAGCAAGCACUAUAGACUACAAGCGAACUGCUCAGUGGCUCCGGCAUCUACUGAAGAAUCCCGAAUCUCAUACGGCCAAGUUGACGGAAAGACCAUCCAAGGCAAAAAGAGCGUUCUAUGCUUCUUUGAAGAACUCUCAGGAACAAAGUCCAGUGUCGCGGAAGAUGACCCGUCAACCGACGCUUCCAACUACCGAAGUUGAGCAGAAUUUCUUCCAAAGCACUUUCGGGGAGCUAGAACGUCUCCUUCAAGAAGCUUUGGCACUGGCUUCUCGGGUUGCUGACGACGAAGAGGCAAAAUCUCCAGAGGCUAUACAAUCUCCGCAUGCUGUCUCAAAGGAAGCGGCACCCUAUGAUUACGCCUCUCAGUUCUCUGACAUCGACUUGGAUGAUGACGGUAAAGCAAAAGGACCACGAAACAAACGCGUUGCUACGUUUCCACAUUCCGGGCGGCCUGAAAUCCGUGCAGUAGACAAUCUCUACCGUACUAUCUCUCUCACUCCGCAGACCGCAGAGCUCGAGAGCAUGCUUGGUCGUAAGAAGAGUUCAGUUGUCAAGAAAACCAAACGUAGACGCAAAUCGCGAUCCCGGCAAGCUGGACCUGUGCCAGACAGAGUUUCGAGCAGGAAGAGAAGCAAGAGCGUAAAGAAAUCGAAGCGCACAAAGCCGAAGCAGAUUGUCGAGCAACUCCCGACAGAUUCAGAGUCUAGCAUGGACGGAUCCAAUGACUCCUCUGCAGUCAACUUCCCGACUCGAAAUCAAGCUCAAGGAAGCAGCGAGCCAACUCGACCUCGAGCAAGCACGAAACGGGUACCCUUCUUAUCCCGCAACACAGGCGAGGACAAUCUUCCUCAGGAGGACUUGGGCGGCCGUCCGAUCCGCAAUCCACGAGGGAUCAGCCUACGAGGCAAGUCUCAUGUCAGUCUCCGUGGUGUACAGGCAUUCAGUCUAGCCAAGUCGAAACGACGUCAACCCAUUGCUCGGGACUGGUCACCAGUCCGAAAGAGAGCCAUCGCGGCUGUGGCUUGCAUCAGUACGGCCCUGAUCGGUAUGAUUGUCGGUAUCUAUGCCGGCCUAGUACCCUCACUGCAAUACUACAUCCUAGACACAAGCCACUCGAUCAUCAACGGCAAUGUGGGCUGCUUUCUUGGGAUGGCAAUUCCCACAUUCUUUUGCUGGCCACUUCCUCUGGUUCAUGGGCGCAAGCCAUACAUCACGACUGGGCUGAUUCUAUCCAUGCCACUUCUUUUCCCUCAGGCUUUGGCUGUCAGCGCUCAAAGAUUUUACAGCCUCACUGGAUAG